UGUUUCUGUGUUGAUUUGGACCAUACAUAUAUGGCGUAUGUGAGCGUCAGUGGAGACUUCUGCCAGGCACAGCACCUCGCCUUCGUGGACAAGUGAAUCGUCCGCUCCCCUCGGGACUACGCUACCCAGAAGCCCCCCUGAAGCCAGCACACUGGGAACCCCUGUCUCCUCCAACGUCCCCUGGGAUAUCGCGUAGUCCAAGGCCAAAUUGCCCAGCUCUGUCCCCUGAGCGGCCAAUAAGAAAACUGCCUAGUUCUCCUCUACUUCCUGCUUUCUCUCCCAGAAGCCAAUCACAUACCACUCUCCUGAAUGGGGUAAAAUCUGAAUGUCCGAUUGGAUGACUGGUGGAUAGUCUCUGCAUUAGUUUUUGUUUUUGUUUAUUUAUUUUUAAAAUAUUUUUUACACCCACUGUGGAGCCUUGUGGACUAGAUCAUCCAGUUUUUAGUUUAUCCCUCUUUUUAUCUAAACCUUCCUGUAGCCAUCCACACGUGUUACCCACACCAUCCUCCACAUCUUCCCUUCGUUGUCGUGUUUUUAUUUAUUUUUUGAACCUACAGAAUUCUACAAGUCCCUGCUGACAUCUGAGCCAAAAGUAGUCAUCCUUCUUGUAAGAGAGAUUCUAAGUAUUUAAUUGUAACUGUUUUCAAAGCCGUCUCGCCAACAUGAACCGCCCUGCAGCAGUGGAGAUUACCUACGAGGGCAUGAGGUUCCUCAUCACACACAACCCCACCAACGCAACGCUCAACAAGUUCACUGAGGAGCUGAAGAAGUUUGAGGUGAACACGCUGGUGAGAGUGUGUGACGCCACCUACGACAAGGCCCCAGUGGAGAAGGAGGGGAUUGAAGUUAUGGACUGGCCCUUUGAUGAUGGUGCCCCGCCCCCCACCAAGAUAGUGGACGACUGGUUGAACCUGCUUAAGACCAAGUUCAGAAGCGAGCCUGGCUGCUGUAUUGCUGUGCACUGUGUGGCGGGGCUGGGCCGAGCUCCAGUCCUGGUGGCCUUAGCGCUGAUUGAAACUGGGAUGAAGUAUGAGGAUGCGGUGCAGUUCAUACGACAGAAGAGACGUGGCGCGUUCAACUCCAAGCAGCUUCUUUACCUGGAGAAAUACAGACCCAAGAUGCGUCUGCGGUUCAAAGAUGCCAACGGCCCCAACUGUUGCGUCCAGUAAAGUGUCUGUGUGCAGCGUCUCAAGAAAACAGCAGCUAGUGGGAACAACAUUAUUCCAACCAAGGGGAGAGAGAACUAUCAGUAAUUAUUGUGAUUUGUUAACACUGAGACAUGGCUAAUUGAUCACAGAAUCAAUUAAUCAACGAGCGAAUGAUUACAUUUGAAUGAAUGCAAAUCCAGGGGUUCAACCAGCCGAACCAAUGAACAAGAAGGUCAACGCACACAGAUAUAGGCCCGCCUCCAAGUUACCAGUGUCCUAUCACGGGCACAUAAUUUUUUCAACAUUUUUAUUUUCCGCUUUGAAUCAUGGGAUAGCUCUUUAUUUUUUUUUUACACCUACAUGAAAGUUUAACAAACAAAAUCUACAAAUGUUAAAAUGGUAUCAAUAUUGAUGAUUUGUUUAUUUUUCUAUUAAUGAUGAAUUAUGGAUUUGCCCAGGGGUUAUGUACCUUUUUUUUAUGUUUGUAAACCCUUCACCACAUUAGAAGAAAAAGGAAAAAUUACUGUCCAUUUGGCUAUUGAUGUAUUUUUGUACAACACAAAAUCUCUGAAAAGUUCCACUGAAAAUGCAGUAAUGUUUUUCUCUCUACCCCACUUGCUUGAAGUCACUUUUUAAUUACUGGGUUGGCUGGGUUUUUAAAUAUGUCCGCUGUAUUUAUUCACUGGCUGUAACUAGCAAGGCAGUCUGGGGUUGGGGGCAAGGACACUUUUCUGUUUCUCAUUUUAUUCUAGAGACAUGUUUUCAUUUUCUUUCAAAAAAAUUACACAAUCUUGCGGCAGUGCAAUAUUCAGUCCACCUCGGAAAAGACCCCAAACCCCCUUGUGACCAUCAGACACAGAGCCAGUUUCACAGGAAGACACUUGGCUAGUCUUACUGUAGGUACUUUUUUCCAUUCACCAAGGCUGCUUACUGGGUUUACAAUAGGACUUUCCUACAAUGACUGUGCAUGCACACACACAAUGAUCUUAACUGUUAAUCCCUAGUCUCACUCUGAAGGAACAGAGGUGGAAAAGAAAGCAAAUGGUCAGUGUCUUUUUUAUCAUCUUACCCAUUUUGAAGAUAUCCUCAAUUCCUAUUGGUUAUAAAAAAGAAAUAAAGAAAUGGAAAUAAGA
Molecule: messenger RNA, 2281 nt
Organism: Salmo salar (Atlantic salmon)
Lineage: Eukaryota; Metazoa; Chordata; Actinopteri; Salmoniformes; Salmonidae
Gene: tp4a2
Product: tyrosine phosphatase type IVA 2
Biological process (GO): protein dephosphorylation
Source: RefSeq, marked provisional